This is a messenger RNA of Leptosia nina, 375 nucleotides long. NCBI's taxonomy places the organism in Eukaryota, Metazoa, Arthropoda, Insecta, Lepidoptera, Pieridae. The record is from the annotation of a GenBank genome assembly.
AUGUUAGAUUGGUCAACGGCAUUCAAUAACAUCGAAUCGGUAGAACCGUACAUGAAAAUGUGUUCAAGAUCUUUAAGUGAUUUCUUUAUCGUUCUGUUGUUGAUUUCGGAAAGUGCUGCUGUCAUCCUAUGGCGUCCUGGUACAAAUUUUUCGAAGCUCUUCGCCGACUAUAGGAAAGAAGUGCCGAGGGGUCAAUCACCCAGGGGUAUUAAUUCAGGGUGGUUAGAUGAGGCGUCGUGUUGUCGCGACUUGGUGGCGCGACAACCGGCGAGACUAACACCUCUCGCAGGCUGCUUUCUCGAACAGAAUAAAACCUUCACGCAGGGUGAUUCAGAGGGAAAUACUGAAAUUUUUCAUAUUCAUAUUUUAAAGUGA